AUGGAGUGGACAAAGCAGCAGUACAACAAGCAGUACGAGAACUGGGUCCCCUGGGUCGAGGACAAGUAUCUGCAGUACUUCGGCAACGACAACAAGGCGUCCUAUGCCACCAAAGACACCCUCGACAAGUCCAAAGUAACCGGCAUCAAACAAGUCGACACCCUCCAAGACGGCGUCAACAACCUCGUCGGCAGCCAAGUCGGCAAAGGCGGCCUCGCGCAACCCAUCGGCGACAUGGCGUCCAAGGAGGGCAUCAACCGCGCCGAGCGCGGCGGCAAGGACGAUAAGGGGAGCUAUGGUGGUCCGCUUGGAGGUGUGACGGAUCCGCUCGUCGACAAUGCGAAGGCGGGUGGGAGUAAGGUGACGGAAGGGGCGAAGGGCGCGGGGGGGUAUUUGGGGGGGCUGUGGGGUGGGAAGAAGGAGGAGAAGAAGUAG
This is a messenger RNA of Coniosporium apollinis CBS 100218, 435 nucleotides long. RefSeq lists its product as uncharacterized. Bases 1 to 435 code for a protein of 144 amino acids. The transcript has 2 exons. NCBI's taxonomy places the organism in Eukaryota, Fungi, Ascomycota, Dothideomycetes. The record is from RefSeq and is a predicted model, not a curated record.